Molecule: messenger RNA, 2349 nt
Organism: Cynoglossus semilaevis (tongue sole)
Lineage: Eukaryota; Metazoa; Chordata; Actinopteri; Pleuronectiformes; Cynoglossidae
Gene: gskip
Product: gsk3b interacting protein
Exons: 3
Coding region: 687-1115 (142 amino acids)
Biological process (GO): regulation of canonical Wnt signaling pathway
Cellular component (GO): cytoplasm
Molecular function (GO): kinase regulator activity; protein kinase A binding
Source: RefSeq, a predicted model, not a curated record
CAUUUGAUGUCAUCCUUGUAACUUUGUUUAAGUUAGUGAUGGUGAACGAUGGCAGUCGGCAACUGUAGUGCUGCAUUAUUGCCUCGCCUCCUUUCUCUUCUUGACAUUCUUUAGGUAGGCACAGUAAUGUGUCCUACUUCUAUUUCCUUUGGCUGUCCUUCACAUCCCAGAAUCUCUGUAACCCCCUCCCACCCUGGCUUUAAUCUACUGAUGAAGUCCUCGGGGUUAAGACUUGCCUUGAUGUGAUGGCAUCCUUUUAUCUUUUUAACUUGUGUUUCGACAGAAUGUCUCAACAGAAUUGCAUCUGAACAAUAAUAGCAGCAGGUGGAGUUGUUGAUUUAUUUCUCAUCGUUGUCUUUGAUCUUUGCUUUUAUUACCCGCUCCCAUGUUUUGUGAUCAUUUCCCUCUGGAACACUCACAUCAACAUACAUAUUUCAUGCAGUAUUAUUCCAGAUACAGGCAUUGUGAAUACUGCUUGAAGAAGUCAGGCAAUAAUGUACAUUUGUAUUGAUUGUAAUGUAAUGUAGUUUUGAAGCAGACACAUUACAACAAUUUUGAUCAGCAGUCAUUAAACCACUAUGAUAUAGCUGUGGUACAGUGUAAUGGUCCACUAUAGAAGAAAGGAUGCACUAAGUAUCUCUUCAUACAGAUGUUGAUGUAUCUACACCCAGUCUACUAUCAUCAGUAUGGCUCUGAAUGUCGAGUACUGUGUGAUGGAGGUCGACUGCCAACCAGAGGAGUCCAUCGUCCCUUCGUUUGACGACGACUGCGUGGUGCUUGGCGACGUCAAGGACAUGAGGUUAGAAGCGGAGGCCGUGGUCAACGACGUCCUCUUUGCCGUCACUCAAAUGUACGUGUCGCAAAAUCUGGCGAGCGCUUUAGAUGUGGCCUAUAUAAACGUGGAAACCAGAGAGGGGAACAGAUACUGUCUGGAGCUCACAGAAGCAGGACUGAGGGUGGUAGGCUACGCCUUCGAUCAGGUCAACGAGGAUUUAAGCAACCAGUAUCACGAGACUGUUUAUUCGCUGCUGGACACGCUAAGCCCAGGCUACAGGGAAGCCUUUGGAAACGCUCUGCUUCAGCGCCUGGAGAGCCUGAAGCAAAAUGGACGAUAAGAAAGUGGACAGAAUGCUGGUCGUUUUUUGUACACUUGUUUUUUCCAAAUUGAGAAAAAGUCACUGGGUCAAAUCUAGUCUUUCACAAACACCACACACAAAGGGCAAAAUGAGACAUGAAACAAUUAGAAAUACAUGACGACAAAACCAGGCACGCCUCAGUCAGCUGUUGGUAGAGUCUCUGUCAGAGGGUUCCUAAAAUUAGCUGGUGGUCAAUAAAUAUUCUGGUCUUGAAAUAACGGGUAAGCACAAUUUCCACAUCAUAAAAAUGCAAAGAUAUUCAAAUGUUUAAGCAGUAGCUAGUCACGUGUCAUCUCUCUCUCUCUCUCUAGGCAUUUGCCACCAUGCUAAUUAUUUGCCAAGUGGUUCUGAGUGUGAAGCACAACUUAUUUGCAUCAAACUAAUGCGUUCCGAGUUUUUCCUACUACAGUGAAGGCAUCACCGUCGAUGUCCUGCCUCUGGUUAGUUUUGCUUAGUUACAAGUAUAAAGCUGAGGAUGAGCAAAUACAACCAAACACUACAACAUGCCUCUAGAUUUGUAGACCUUUCACACAAAUGAAAAACUUCAUGCUUGCAUGACCCACUUCCACUAUGUCAAUAUUUAAGUAUUAGUACCAAGAGAUACUGCAAUACUAAAGGGUAAACUGAAAUUAUUCAUAAUAAAAUAACCAUGAUACAAGUGUUUUCACAAACAAAAGGGCCGGAGAAAUAUAUAUAUAUAUAUAUACACACACACACUUGCUCUUAACCCUGAUUUGGUGUCAGUUGCAACACAGUUGAAAUUUCCCUGUUCUUGUCUGCCCUGCUUUUGCACUUGAGCUGUGAUCUGACGACUGAUGGCUGCACAAAUAUGCUGUGCUAGUUCUCAUGCAGCAGGUGUCGCCGUCAAAGAGCCAAAGCUGUGUUCUGUGCAACUUAUUGCCUUAACGCUGGACCUUUUGUUCAAAGUACAAAUGCACCAGUUUUACUUUGAUUCAGUCAGAUUUUUCUUUUUCAGAUUAAAGUUUUUUAGAUUUAUGCAGCAUACGUCAACCCGUGCGUCUUAAAUGUGAAUUUUAAACCUGUGCUGUAAAGAUAUGGCUGUUGUGUGCUCUUGGCCUCAACAUUUACAAGUUCAUACUCUGGCUGAUUUUCCUGUUUGUUUUGUUUGUGUGAUAGCAGUUGAAGUUUUCUUUAGCUGAACUUGCUGCUCUUUGCUCAGAAAACAGAAUAUGAAUAAAAUCUCAGAACCACA